AUGCCAAUCCUCUGGAGGAGUGUCCUUGUUUGGAAUAGGGCAUCCACUGAACGAUCACGUCAAAAAGCGGGUUUAGGGCACAACCACCAGACCCAGCAACAAAACCCAGCUAAACCCCACCACAAAUCGAAUUUGAGAACUCUUGACCAUCUGCAACGAUAUCUUCAACUCGAAAGAACCUCGACCAUAACCCGCUUGUCGAUCGAGAAAUUCCAAAACUUGGCCAACAAAGUCUCCACCCACAUCUUCCGAAUCAACAGCAACGUAUCAGGUUUACAGAAACUAAUCGAUCUACUGGGUAGUUCAAGAGAUACAAGCGACAUUCGUAAGAAGCUGCAUGACCUGACAGAAUCAACUAGAGAAUUCAUCAAGAAUUCAUCUUCGGAUGCAAAAAAGCUAGCUAGUUGGCAGGUAACGGACUCAUAUAAAAUCGAACAACAAAAGGUUUCGAGGGAUUAUGCAAGUUCAAUUCAGGCUUUUCAAAGAGUAUCGAGGUUAUCCGUGGAAAGACAAAAGCAAUUUGUUGACCGAGUGAAAUCAUCGAAUGUGGUAUCUUCUCCUUCGAAACACGGGAGGAUCGCGAGUCAAGAUAUUGAACCGGAAAGUCACGAACUAUCAGAAACAAGACCUCAAUUUCAACAACAGCAACAACUUCAACUUCAGCAGCAGCUUCAAAAACCGGCCCAACGACAGCAAGAUGAGGAGGAAGUCAUACCUGAUUAUGAGCUAGACUAUCAAGAAGCAUUAAUCGAGGAGAGAGAGAAUGAAAUCAGAGAAAUCGAAGUGGGAAUCAAUGAAUUAAAUCAGAUAUUCAGGGAUUUAGGAACAAUAGUCCAAGAACAAGGGGGGAAUAUCGAUAACAUCGAGAGCAACGUUCAUCGAAUCAAUAACGACAUGAGCGGUGCCGUCGCUGAACUCCAUCAGGCCCACGAAUAUCAGAAGAAAUCCGCCGAUGCUUACGACAUGUCUAAUCCCCAAAACAUUUCUAGAUCUUAG
Puccinia graminis f. sp. tritici CRL 75-36-700-3 is the source of this 996-nucleotide messenger RNA. RefSeq lists its product as uncharacterized. Gene Ontology annotation, molecular function: SNARE binding; SNAP receptor activity. Lineage: Eukaryota; Fungi; Basidiomycota; Pucciniomycetes; Pucciniales; Pucciniaceae. The transcript has 8 exons. Gene Ontology annotation, cellular component: endomembrane system; membrane; SNARE complex. The coding region runs from base 1 to 996 and encodes 331 amino acids. Gene Ontology annotation, biological process: Golgi to vacuole transport; vesicle fusion; intracellular protein transport. The record is from RefSeq and is a predicted model, not a curated record.